Lodderomyces elongisporus is the source of this 777-nucleotide messenger RNA. RefSeq names its product high-affinity Cu transporter (gene CTR1). The record is from RefSeq and is a predicted model, not a curated record. The coding region runs from base 1 to 777 and encodes 258 amino acids. Gene Ontology annotation, biological process: copper ion transmembrane transport. Gene Ontology annotation, molecular function: copper ion transmembrane transporter activity. The transcript has a single exon. Gene Ontology annotation, cellular component: plasma membrane. Lineage: Eukaryota; Fungi; Ascomycota; Pichiomycetes; Serinales; Debaryomycetaceae.
AUGGAUUUCGUAAAAAGACACAUGGAUAUGGCAGCCUCGUCAUCAAUGGAUAUGUCGCAUAUGGCAUCAUCCACCAUGGACAUGGCAAUGGAGACAGGAAUGAAUAUGGCUAGCUCCAACUCUUCUUCUUCUUCCUCCCUGUCGUCAAUGAACAUGGGCUCACACAAGAUGGGAAUGCACAUGUGGUUCACCACCGAGUUUAAGGACUAUCCCGUUUUGUUCAAGACAUUGACUGCAUCCACAAAGGGAGAAGCGUUUGGUAUAUUUGUGCUCUUGUUUUUUGCUGCUUUCUUUUCAAGACUAUUGGAGUUUGUUAGAAACUACUUGGAGGAAGUUGUAUGGAAUAAUGACACAUACACCGAGUACGAGGCUGGAAUAGCUAACCACGCAGCAAGAGUCUCGAUGGAACCAACCAGAUCAUGUGCAGAUGACUCAAUUGACAAGGACUCAGGCAUACAGGAGAAUAUUGCACAUCCACAGAAUGUAAGUGGUGAUAAUGGUAAUGGUAAUGGUAAUGGUAAUGGUGCUGUUCACAACAACAACAGCAACAAUGGUAUCAGUAUGGCAAGCAAACUAGUAAGAGACGCAAUCAGAUUGGCUUUAUGUAUUGUUCCUGAUUUGUUUGGAUACACCUUGAUGUUGGCAGCUAUGACCUAUACGCUCACUUAUUUCUUUGCCGUGGUUAUUGGCUCCGGUGUGGGAAGAUUUGUUAGUGAACGUUUGAGCGAAAACUUUAGAAUCAAGCGUAAAAUCCCCGCUAGAGGAUGUGUCUGCUAA